GUGUGCAGAGCCCAGGGCAGAGGAGGGCCCGAUGCCGUGCAGGACCUCAGGCCUGGGCCUCCGGAGGGCGUACGGGUGGGCCUGUGCCGCCUGCACCCUGUGACCGCACCCAGCUCCUCCUCCAUCCCCUGGCUUCUGGCCUUCUCUGCUGGAGAAACUGACGGCUUUGGGACUUUCCAGGGAGUUCUGCUCUUUGCAAGCCUCUCCUUCACUCAGGCUCCCUGUGAAAGCCACGCCCCGGGCUUGCUCGUUCUUCCAGACUCAUUGCCAGAGCUCGUUAAUCUCUACAGGAUCACCCGGUUCAGUUGAGCACCUGCAGGGGAAUUAACAAGACUCCGGAAAAGCCUGGGUUUGGGUUUGGGAUUUUAUUUUGAACCCUGUCAUGGUGAGAUAAAGUAGGUGAAUCCUAACAAAUUCAUCUAAGCAGCCACCGGGCAGAGCAAGUGCUGUAGGACUGUGACACAGGCCUUCCCAGGAGACUAGGCAUCCUCUCUUCUUGCCUCCCUGCUGCUGCUCGAGGGAGGCAUGUUCUCUCCAUCCUCACCACCUGCCGGGCUGUUGGAGAAGGUCUUCCAGUACAUUGAUCUCCACCAGGAUGAGUUCGUACAGACGCUUAAGGAGUGGGUGGCUGUGGAGAGUGACUCGGUCCAGCCCCUGCCCCACCUGAGACAAGAACUCUUCAGGAUGAUGGCCCUGGCGGCAGAGCAGCUUCGGUGCCUGGGAGCCAGCGUGGACUCCGUGGACUCGGGUUUUCAGCAGCUGCCUGAUGGUCAGACUCUCCCAAUACCUCCCAUCAUCCUGGCUGAACUGGGGAACGAUCCAAAGAAACCCACUGUGUGCUUCUAUGGCCACUUGGAUGUGCAGCCUGCUAGACGGGAAGAUGGGUGGCUCACAGACCCUUACACACUGACAGAGGUGGAUGGAAAGCUUUAUGGACGAGGAGCAACAGACAACAAAGGCCCUGUUUUAGCAUGGAUUAAUGCUGUGAGCACCUUCAGAGCCCUGGAGGAGGAUCUCCCUGUGAAUAUCAAAUUCAUCAUUGAAGGGAUGGAAGAAGCUGGUUCUGUUGCCCUGGAGGAACUGGUCAGAAAGGAAAAGGAUCGAUUCUUUUCCAGUGUAGACUACAUCGUAAUUUCAGAUAACCUGUGGCUCACCCAAAGGAAGCCAGCCCUCACUUACGGGACUCGAGGGAAUAGUUACUUCAGGGUGGAGGUGAAGUGCCGAGAUCAAGACUUUCAUUCAGGAACCUUUGGUGGUAUCCUCCAUGAACCAAUGGCUGACUUGGUUGCUCUUCUUGGGAGCCUUGUGGACUCAUCCGGUCAUAUUCUGAUCCCUGGAAUCUAUGACCAAGUGGCUCCUCUUACUGAAGAGGAGAGAAAACUGUACAAAGCCAUAGAUCUGGACCUAGAAGAAUACCGGAACAGUAGCCGGGUUGAGAGAUUUCUGUUUGACACCAAGGAGGAAAUUCUAAUGCACCUAUGGAGAUACCCGUCUCUUUCAAUCCAUGGGAUUGAGGGUGCGUUUGAUGAGCCCGGAGCUAAGACAGUCAUCCCUGGCCAAGUUAUAGGGAAAUUUUCAAUCCGUCUGGUCCCUCACAUGAAUACAUCUGUGGUGGAAAAACAGGUGAAGCAGCAUCUUGAACACGUAUUCUCCAAAAGAAAUAGUUCCAACCAGAUGGCUGUUUCUAUGAUGCUAGGACUACAGCCAUGGAUUGCAAAUAUUAAAGAUAAUCAGUAUCUUGCGGCAAAAAGAGCCAUCAAAACAGUGUUUGGAACAGAGCCAGACAUGAUCCGGGACGGAUCAACCAUACCGAUUGCCAAAAUAUUCCAGGAUUCCAUCCAAAAGAGUGUGAUGAUGCUCCCGCUGGGUGCUGUGGAUGAUGGGGAGCACUCUCAGAAGGAGAAAAUCAACAGGUGGAACUACAUAGAGGGAUCCAAAUUAUUUGCUGCCUUUUUCCUAGAGAUGGCUAAGCUGCAUUAAUAAUGAUGAACCUUCCAGCUUAAAUCUGACCUACUGACAGAUACCUUCUUCUGCACACCUGGACAGGAACAGAAUCUAAGUAACCAGGGAAAUAUUUCCCAGUCCGGGAAAUAAUGCUUUCCUUCCCAUUUAAAAUGUCUUAGGACAUUUGGACCAGAAAUAAAAUAUCUUAAAGGCACAGACAUUGGGAAUGGUAUACUGUCCCCAUGGCACACCUUUCUAAAGUCACCGCUACCUGCAACAUCUCCCCCAGUUUGGCUCCAGGAGCCCCAGGAUUGGACUCACUCUUUCCUUGGAGCACAAGGACAUUCCUCCAUUAGACUCUCCCUGGCAAUUUGAUAGGUCUGAUCACACCAGUGUGCUUUUAGGUUCUGAGGUGCUCAUGACACAUCAUCAUUCCGUACAGUGUUUAUAUCAACCUUGCUUUUACCACACAUUUCAUUUAUUAGUAAAACUGUUGGUUCCACCACUGGCUACCAUGAUUUCCCUGUGGGUUCAUUUGUAGAGGAGUAACUAAAGCAUGAUGUCACAUUAACCUCUUGCUUCCCCUUCAUUUAUUUUGCCUGCUUCUUGGAAAGUUCUGAAACAGAAAUGAUCAGUAGUUGUGUCCUUAUGCCACUUGGGAUUCCCUGUAUGAAGAUGAGUACUUUUUCUAUUCCAAGGUUCUUUACCUUUUCUGGGAUUGAUGCCAACCAACCACCCCUCCCGCACCCUAUUCUUUGUAACCCACCACUGAAGCCCGCCCCCCCCCCCCAAUCUGUGCAUAUGUAAAGUCACCACUGCAGAAUCAGUCCUGAUAGAAUUUCUCUCACCCUGUUGGAAUUUUACUUCAGUGACUACAUCUAAAUUGCUCAAAGCUUUUAAUAGCAUCAGUUUUAGAUAGAGAACGAAUCUAAUCAGCCCUGACAUCAGUAACACAUUCUAAAUUUAAAGCCAUCAGCUAAUGCUGCAUUCAGUAAUCAUUUUAGUUAACCAUCUUGUUUGGCUUGAUUGCAUUUGAUGGUGUAAACAAACAAACAGAAAGAAUAUAAUUUUUCUCCAGUUGAGUGUAUGUAAACAAAUCAAUUUAAUCUUUAUAAAUUCAUUAUUUAAAUCACAUUAAUGGAGAAGGAUUUAAGAGUUUAUUAAAAGAUGUUUCUCUUAUGAUUCCAAAUAAAAUCAAAGUGUAACACAUUUAA
Canis lupus familiaris (dog) is the source of this 3158-nucleotide messenger RNA. It is a transcript of the gene CNDP1, whose product is annotated as carnosine dipeptidase 1. The record is from RefSeq and is a predicted model, not a curated record. Gene Ontology annotation, cellular component: cytosol. Gene Ontology annotation, molecular function: metallodipeptidase activity. NCBI's taxonomy places the organism in Eukaryota, Metazoa, Chordata, Mammalia, Carnivora, Canidae. Bases 526 to 1980 code for a protein of 484 amino acids. The transcript has 12 exons. Gene Ontology annotation, biological process: proteolysis.